UAAUUGGUUGGGGUGCCUGUGCCCGCAAUGGACCAGGCCAUCACGACUCUCCGGAAGACCACCAACCAUGCAGUGGGGCCACAUGGCCCCCUCCCAGCGUUGACCCGCGUGGCCACGGAGUAAAGUGACGCUGCUAUUCAACCCACUAUUCAGGUGUGCCAAGGAAAAGGAGCCUUUUGCAACAAAAGUGCUCUCCAGUUUCCAUUUACAUACUCCGCUGUCGGCGCCCUUUCUCCCUGCUCUACUGAAGAAGCUUGAUGCUGGACAGUGUGCCCAUUUCUGGUGGACCAUUGAUUCAAGGGAUCCUAUUAGGAACAAAAAAUAUGCCUUGAGACAAACAGAUCUCCAUAUGCAGCAGCACUCUAAUCAGUGCCUUACCAGUUGACUCUUAUUCAGGUUUAAUGAGCUCUGUUAUUUGCGGUUCUCCAUUGGUGAUUGGCUGAUAACUUCUGCUAUCCAUAUUAUAAAGUGGUUUUUAAAAUCAGUUACUUUUCAUCUGCCUAGCUUGGGCGCAGUCUGCUGGAUGUUUGAAGUCUUGAUGGGUUAUCAUCUGAUAAUUCUCUUUCAACAAAUAAAUAAUUAACAUUGAAUCUGGGCAUAAGUCAUUCUCAUGUUAACAGCCUGCAACUUCUUUGGUGAAUUUCUCUCAGCACCUUUGUCUGAUGGCAACCAUACUAGAAUCGUUGGUUGGAUCGUGUGCUAAGAAGUUGCAAGAUGUCAUUUCAGAUGAGGCCAUACUAAUUUUAGGGGUAAAACAAGAGCUCACAGAACUGCAGAGGAGAAUGGAGCAAAUAAGACACUUUUUUAAUGAUGCAGAGCAAAGGAGCACAAAAGAAUCAGCUGUUAACAAUUGGCUUAGUCUGCUAAGAGAUGCCAUGUAUGAUGCUGAUGAUAUUAUUGACUUGGCUAGAUCUAUAGGAAGCAAAUUAUUGCCAGAUCAUUCUUUGUCAUUAUCAAGCAAAACAAAUUCAUGCAUGGGGCUUUCCCUUUUCUCUUGCUUUUCUAAUAUUCAGACACGUCAUGAGGUUGCUGUUAAGAUUCAAAGCCUUAACAAAAGAAUAGACAAUAUUUCAAAGGAUAAAGUAUUUACAUCAUUGACAAGUACACAAUUUACUGAAAAAGUUUCGGCACCGAAACACAAAAAAAGUUCCAGCCUUGUUGAACCCAACCUUGUGGGUAAGGAGGUCACACAUGCUUGCAGAAAACUAGUAGAUUUGCUAUUAGAAGAUAAGGAAAAGAGGUCCUACAAGAUUGCUAUUUGA
Messenger RNA from Panicum virgatum (switchgrass), 1262 nucleotides. Its product is annotated as putative disease resistance protein At1g50180. The record is from RefSeq and is a predicted model, not a curated record. NCBI's taxonomy places the organism in Eukaryota, Viridiplantae, Streptophyta, Magnoliopsida, Poales, Poaceae. The coding region runs from base 663 to 1262 and encodes 199 amino acids. The transcript has 4 exons.